CACAGUUCCUGAAGAACACACACACACACACAGAAAUCGAUCUUUCUAGGGUUUCUACCAUAAGCUCACCCUCUAUCUAUCUACACAGUCACGCACGCAAAUACAUCUAUCUGAUCACUCGACUUCUUCGAGCUCUUCACUUAUCAUUAGGUGACUUUUGGAGGUCUGUCUAAUUUGUUUUCUAAAGCUAUACUUUCGUGCAUGUGUCCUAAUUUUCGGUAGUAUCAGCCCUUGAUCUAGGAAAGGCAGGUGGUUCAGAUGGAUCAUGUUCCCCAAUCUAUGGGGUUGCCACUGUCAGGGAUGCAAAUAGGAAUGAUUGGCCAUGUAGCGAACAAUCCUGAAUCACAGCAUUUUUCUGUAUCAAAGGAUCAAAUGGGUUUUGUGGAGGCAAUACCUAGUAAUCCUGCCUUCAAUACUUUAGUGGCACCAAAUAAUCGAGUGGGACAUGUCGAAUCUUCAGCUGGCAGUAUGGGGUUGAGCUCAACCUGGAUAUCAAACCAGCUAGGUCGUGAAGAUGCCAUUACGCUGAAUAAUAUGACAGGGCAGAAAACAACAUUUCCUUUAAAAAGAAAGGCUGAGAUGGGGCACAUGUUAAACAGUUCUAUUUCUCAGCAUGCACCAUUGCCUAACAAGCGCCCGGCACACUUGGGAGCUGAUGUCAGUUCACUUGGGUUUCUGCAGCCAGUUGUGUCUGAGAGGAGAACUGGACCAGUGCAACCCAAUCCGGGGUCUCCAUCUUUACAGGCUCAAUCCUCGUUGAAUAAGAAAAUGGUGCGAAAUGACUCAAUAUCUGGAAAAUCUGGCUUACAGCGUGGGCAGCCUGGAAGAAAGCAAACUACUCAAAUGGAAUCAGCAUCCAAAUCUCGGUCUGAGUCAUCUGAAGCAGUAAGGUCCAAAAUGAGGGAGUCUCUAGCUGCUGCACUGGCUUUGGCAUAUCAAAAGCCAGAUAAUGUCCUAAAUACUGAGAAAGAUCAGACUGAUCCUACUAUCACUCAUGAGAAGCCCUUGGAUUCCAAGGCUUCUGGUUCUGAGGAAAUGCUACCUUCAAAAGAAUUGCCUGUAGUUGGUACAACCAAUGAUUCUCAGGCGUUGCCUUCUCGGCUUCCUCCUAAUGAAAGCAGCUUGAAUGGUACAAGUAACUUUCAGGAAUUCCAGUAUGGUCCCAUUUUGCCUGAUGAGGAUGUUCAAUUUAGUGACAAUUUUUUCGUUAAAGAUGAUCUUUUACAGGGAAAUGGACUUUCUUGGGCAUUUGAUUUUGAUAUGCAGAUGCGGGAGGGGAAGGAGGCUCAAAAUGCCAAUAAGCCCCAGUCUGUGAAGGAGGAAGACAGCGGGCACAAAGAUAGAGGCGAGGUAGCAUUUUUUACACCAGAGAAGUUGGCUUUCAAAAUUGAAGCUGAACUUUUCAAACUAUUUGCUGGUGUCAACAAAAAAUACAAAGAGAAGGGUAGGUCUCUUUUGUUUAACCUUAAAGAUCGAAAUAAUCCAGAGCUGAGAGAAAGAGUCAUGUCUGGUGAAAUAUCACCAGAACGGUUGUGCUCUAUGUCAGCUGAAGAACUUGCUUCAAAAGAAUUAUCAGAGUGGCGCAUGGCAAAAGCAGAAGAGAUGGCACAAAUGGUAGUUUUACCAGACACAGAAGUUGAUAUGAGGCGUUUGGUUAAGAAAACCCACAAGGGUGAAUAUCAAGUAGAAUUCGAGCGUGAUGAGGGCAUUGUUGAUGAGGUUUCUGGUGGUACUUCUAUGCUAACACAACCUCAACCUAAAACCGAAACUCAAUCUCCUACCAAGGCAGGUCUUAAAGAUGAAGAGAAUGGUUCAGAAAACCAGGAUUUUUCAGGCAGUCUGAUUAUUCCGACCGAUGGGACUGAUUUAAUGCAAGGAAUGAUGGUGGAUGAACUGAAGGACGUGGGACUUCUGCCUCCAGUUGUUUCGCUGGAUGAGUUUAUGGAGUCCCUGAAUUCUGAACCUCCUUUUGAAAACUUACCAGCAGAUGCAGUGGAGAAGAGUCCAAUAUCACAUGCAGAAAGGCCAAAAGUUUUAAACAACUCUCAGGCUGCUGAUCAAGAUCCGGGCUCUCCUAAUGAUACUUCCUCCAAAAAGGGUGAUGAUGUAAAGAAACAUGAAGUUGAUAUGAGUUUGAAAUCAAGUGGGAGUCCUGAGCAGAAAGCUCUCCCUAGUAUUGCAUCGGAUGUUGAGUAUAUAUGGGAGGGCAUUCUCCAGUUGAAUAUAUCAUCCUCGGUCACUGUCCGUGGUCUGUUUCGAAGCGGUGAGAAGACACCUGCAAUGGAGUGGCCAUCCUCGCUUGAGAUCAAGGGCAGAGUUAGACUUGAUGCUUUUGAGAAAUUUCUCCAAGACCUUCCUAUGUCUCGAACUCGUGCAGUCAUGGUUCUCCAGUUCGUUUUGAAGGACAAAUCAUCCGAGAAUCAGCGUUCUGACCUUGCUGAGACUAUUGAGUCAUACGUUGCGGAUGAAAGGCUGGGAUUCGCUGAGCCGGCUGCUGGUGUCGAACUCUAUCUGUGCCCACCUACGUCCAGGAUAGCCGAACUGCUAAACAGGAACAUGCCCAAGGAACCGCAUCUCGAGAGCGAUAAAUCUAUGGAAAAUGGACUAAUUGGUGUAGUUGUAUGGAGAAGAGCUCAUAUAAGCAACACUAUAUCACCUAAUUCAUCGUCACACAACAAACACAGCUUCAAAAAGCAACCUUUUGCUUCUAAUAAGGUUCAAGAUACAUCAAAUGUUAAUUUUAAUACCCCUCCUAGAGCUCCCGUUUCUGUGUUUGACAAUGUUUCACGUUAUAAACCCGAGCCCCAACCCGAAGAGGACGAUGAUAUCCCACCUGGGUUUGGCCCUAUGGCCGCUGCACGAGCAGCAAAAGAAGAUGACGACUUACCUGAAUUCACUUUUUCUGGUGGUCUGAACCCAUCUGUGCCUAGGAUUUCACCACAAAACUUGAGUCGAGUGAAAAUGACUCAACGCCCAGUGGAUCAAGUAAGAGAACUUAUUCAAAAAUAUGGCCAAAGUGGGACAAGUAGUACAACGACAGGGAGUUGGGUAGAUAAUAGGGGUCUUGGUAUUGAACCGUGGAAUGAUGAUGAUGAUGAUAUUCCAGAGUGGCGGCCACAAGCCCAGAAUCAAGGGCACAACCAACCAUAUCCGGUGGUUAAUGCUCACCGGCAGCCUGCGCACCGGCUGCCAAGUAAUCAACAUAUGGUGAAUCCGCAGUUGCCUGUGGGGCUCGCACGGCCACCUCCAGGUGGUGGUCAAUGGCUGCAGCCGCCUCGGCCCUUGCAUGGUGCAAGAUGGAGGCCGUACUAGUUAGGCAGAAACACAGUUUUGGUAGUAAUAAAUUUUGUUUAACCCACUAUGUAUCUCAACUAGUUCUUGCUUUUAGUUGUAGAACUUAGCUUUGUUGCUGAGAUUCCGACAGCUUUCAUCUGUCUUUUAACUCGAGAUUCCUAAAUCAGGUUCCUUUAA
Molecule: messenger RNA, 3471 nt
Organism: Sesamum indicum (sesame)
Lineage: Eukaryota; Viridiplantae; Streptophyta; Magnoliopsida; Lamiales; Pedaliaceae
Biological process (GO): DNA-templated transcription
Cellular component (GO): nucleus
Source: RefSeq, a predicted model, not a curated record